Messenger RNA from Cavia porcellus (domestic guinea pig), 2122 nucleotides. It is a transcript of the gene Acp1, whose product is annotated as acid phosphatase 1. Gene Ontology annotation, cellular component: cytoplasm. Gene Ontology annotation, molecular function: acid phosphatase activity; non-membrane spanning protein tyrosine phosphatase activity. Gene Ontology annotation, biological process: protein dephosphorylation. Bases 48 to 590 code for a protein of 180 amino acids. The record is from RefSeq and is a predicted model, not a curated record. The transcript is spliced from 6 exons. NCBI's taxonomy places the organism in Eukaryota, Metazoa, Chordata, Mammalia, Rodentia, Caviidae.
GGGCAUGAGACCGCAAACUGCGCAGGCGCUGAGGUGGGAGGCUCUCAAUGCGCAUGUGUUGCGUCAGGGCGCGCACCGACGUGGUCAGUGGGCGCCAGGGACUGAGCGGGAACAUGGCUGAACGCGGGCUGAAGUCGGUGCUGUUCGUGUGUCUAGGUAACAUUUGCCGGUCACCCAUUGCAGAAGCAGUUUUCAGAAAACUUGUUACUGAUCAAAACAUUUCAGAUAACUGGGCCAUUGACAGUGGAGCUGUUUCCGACUGGAACGUGGGCCGGGCUCCGGACCCAAGAGCUGUGAGCUGCCUAAGAAAUCAUGGCAUUAGCACAGCCCAUAAGGCAAGACAGGUUACCAAAGAGGACUUUGCAACGUUCGACUACAUGCUGUGUAUGGACGAAAGCAAUCUGAGAGAUUUGACUAGAAAAAGUAAUCAAGUUAAAAACUGCAAAGCUAGAAUUGAACUGCUCGGGAGCUAUGAUCCACAGAAACAGCUCAUCAUUGAAGAUCCCUAUUACGGGAAUGAGUCCGACUUCGAGCAGGUGUACCAGCAGUGUGUCCGGUGUUGCAAAGCCUUCCUGGAGAAGGCCUCCUAGGGCUGGCCAGGCUCCACCGCAGCCCAUGUGUGUCCCACCCAGUUCUGCCCUCUUCUGUGCUCAAGCCCCAGGCCCCGCCUCUUUCUCCACAUGACUUAGCAUUUCCCUGUUAAAGAUAAUUGAAAGUGUAGAUCUGCAGUAUUUGCAGGAGAACAAAUAUGCUUGAUUUGGUGUUUAGGCAUACAGUAAGUUUUCAUAGACUAGCUGAGUGUCCCACUUCACCCUAUUUAUAGAAAACAGUGAACAAGCAAAUAUAAAACAGCAAAAUGGAGACCUGUAGAGCAGGAGUGACCCACAGGCCCAGAUCAGCCUCUUAGUCCAGGAGGACCUGGACAGGCUGUGCUACCUCCCUUGGUGUGUGGAUGGUGUCCUCCGCUCACCUGUGUACCUCUUUGCCCAGGCCUGUGCUGGAGUCACAGAGUCCAUCCAUUCAUCCUCAGCAGUUCCUCACCAACACUGGCAGUGUUUCAGCUCAGGCACGUUCAGUGUGAUUAUCUGUAUGCAUGUGAUCAAAAAAUACAGUGAAUGUUUAAACUUCAAAAAAAAAAAUUUACAGUAAGGACGCAUUGUUGGGCUGGGGAUUUAGUUGAGCAGUGUAAGUGCCUGCCUGGCAAGUGUGAGGUUGUGAGUUCAAUCCCUGGUACCAAAAAAAAAAAGAGGACACAUUGUCAUGAAUUCCCCUCAGAAUCCCCAUUGUUCUCGCCACUUUCUGCAGCAGCUCUGGAGUCCUCUUUGCUGUGCCUCUAAUUGGGCUGUUCUGGCUGCUCUGAUGUUCUGAAUCAAUUGAAAACGUCUCCUUUCCAUGGUCGUUUUGACUUUGGGAUGAGUCAGAGGUCACACAGUGCUGGAUCAGGUGACCAAGGCGGAUAGGGCUCACUCAGUGUUCAGGAGCUGCCUUGCCAUCAGACAGCUUGGCAGCCGUGUUCACCAAAAUUUUGAUCACACUUUGUAAAGACAUGAAAGAGAUUUCAGAAAGGGACAAUAGCGCUGGAAUAAGAAUGUUUGAAGCUAUGCAGGGAUUCAAGGAAGUAUGUCUAUCAUCAUCUUUUAUUUAAACAUUUACUUUAUUUUCAUGGUAUCUCCUAGAUUUAAGAUAGGAAGAUUAGUGCAAAUGUUGGUUUAAUAGUUGUCGGUUUUGUCUAGUUGAUUUCAUGAGAAGAUUGCUUAUUUGCUCCCAUUUAAAUCACUUUCCUCUAAAAAUUUAAUUCCGUCCAAAGAGAACAACGCUUAUAAGAAGUUAACUUGUGAGCAGUGGAGGGGUGUGUCUGUUUUAUAUGCAUGUGUAAUUAGAUGUCAAAUACAGAUUGGCUUAGAUAUAAAGAAGUAAAAAGUUGGAAAGUUUUAUUACAUUUGUAUCCUUAAAUACUGAUUUGUUAAUAAGAUAGUUAUAGACAAAUUAUGUAAUUUCAUUCUCAGAUUCGUGGAUAUCAGAAAAGAUGGCUUUCAGAUAAACUGGGAUGUUACAAAAGUAUAAUAGAGAAAUAUGGUGUCUUCCUCUUUUUUUAUUGUCAAAUAAAGAUUUGAGAACAUCA